AUGAGCCCACUUUUCUUUGCAUUCUGCUAUUAUUUUCUUGUUGUUUUUCUGCAAUCUUGUGAGAUUAGGAAAACCAAAUUGUAUUACACUUAUGAUGGUGAUAGUGACAGUCUAACUGGUCAUUAUCAAAGAUCGACUUAUGACAGUGAUUCUGGAAAUGUUACGAUUCAAACGUGGAAUACGACAAUUGAAGGACCUUUGUUGAAACCGCCAACAACCACAACUACAACUACAACCGUCAAACCAACAACCAAAGUUGAUUGGACGAAAUUCAAUUGUCCGAACAACAAAUGGACACAAUUCAGUCGAACUACUUAUAAUUAUUGUUUUCAGGCGGUGUAUUCAAAAGAUAUCAGUCAAUCAAAUGCUGAAACUGAUUGUCAACGAUUGGGUGGAAAUCUAGCAGGUUUUCAAAAUUCCAAUGAGAGGCAAAGUGUUCAACGUAAGUGGUCAUGAUGAUGAUUAUUUCUCAAACUCAACGAAUUCAGAAAAUUUUUACAUCGAGCAUUCCCCUUUUGUUACCGUAUCCAAUUAUUUAUGGAUUGGACUCAAGACUUCCAGUUGUAUAAAUGUGAAUGAUCCGAGUAGUUAUACAUGGAUGGAUUCAUUGACAAAAGGAACUGAUGGAAUGAACUGGCCUGAAUCUCAACCUGAUUGUUCUGGGUAACAAAAAAAGUACAAAUGAAAACAUAAUUAUUAUUAUUUUCCACAGAUCUUGUGUUGUUCUCAAUGGCGGACAAUACUGGGGUUUAUUAUAUGCUUCUACGUGUGGAGCAGAUGCUCAUCCAAUAAUUGGAUAUAUUUGUGGACGUCGUGCAGGUCCUUAA
Messenger RNA from Caenorhabditis angaria, 827 nucleotides. Lineage: Eukaryota; Metazoa; Nematoda; Chromadorea; Rhabditida; Rhabditidae. The record is from the annotation of a GenBank genome assembly.